UCUCUAUACCUUUGAGAGGUUCAUGUUUGGCUCAUUUUAGUUUCACUUCAUGUUCCUCUCUCAGUAUUUUUCCCCGUGAUAAGAAGGCAGCAAACCCUCAGCUUCCCUUUGCGCCCACUCAGUGGGGUUCCUCAAACUCCAGUGCUGCUUGCCAGUCCCAGCAGAGAAUUUAUAUGCUCUUUGUUUGUGUCUGACCACCUCCUCCUCAGCUCAGCAUCCCCAUGCUGGUGACUACAUGUGAAACCUGAAGUCACUGACUAGAGAGUGAGGUCUGGGAGAGGCCAUGAGCCCAAAAGGGGAAACCAGUCCCGGAACUACAGAUGCCCCUGCAGAGAAGAGGGGAGGCUGCCCCUGGGUCGUUCCUGUGAUCUCCAUCCUGAUCCUCAGCGUCUGUUUCAUCUCCAGCAUCCUAGUUACCUGGCACUGGGACACUAGGACAUGGCACGAAGAGCAAGAGAAACUGUCUUGGCUGCUCCGGUAUCUGAAGGAAAAAACUUGUGUCUCAGAGGGUCAGGCAGGGAAAGGGCGAGUCUGGACGUGCUGCCCCUUGGGCUGGGAGCCCUUUCAGGCCAGCUGCUACUACUUCUCUAAAGACAUCAUGAACUGGGAUGACAGUGAGAGGAACUGCACAGGGAUGGGCUCCCACCUGGUCGUGAUCAACACGGUAACUGAGCAGGAUUUCAUUUCCAAUUAUGUAAAAAGAACAGUUAUUGGCAUCCAAGUGGAAAAUUACUAUAUUGGUCUGGCUCAACAGAAGAAAGGCCAGUGGCGCUGGGUGGAUCUGACUCCAUAUAACAAGACGGCAGUGUUCUGGAUACCUGGAGAACCAAACAACCUCAUUGUGGAGAAAUGUGUUGCUGUAGAUACAUCCAAAAAGGAGAACAUGAAUUGGAAUAACUUCCCUUGUAUCGUACCAUCUCAUCGAAUUUGUGAAACUGUGGCAACAAAUAUUUGAUGAAAAAACCCAUCAUGGAUGUGAAAUCAGAGAGCGAGCCCAUCCCUCACCAUGGGCAGCUCACAGAGAGAUCAGAUUGGAGGGUUUGUAUCACUGUGUGUCUGGGGCUGUAUAAUAUGCAGGAAGGUGGAGGUGGAGGUUACCGUGCUCAGUGGCAUGAACUCACCACAAAAAAAACAUUUUGAAAAAAAAAUAUAAACUUCUGAAAAUGACUAAAGUGGAAAAACACCAGACUUCAGCCAAGCUCUGUUUAUGAUGUCACAAAACUCCCUGUGACAUCACCCAAUGAGUCCAGUGGAGAAGGUGGGUUGGGAAUGGGAGAGCCAGAGGAUUUGCCUUAAAGUGUUGAAGGGAGAGUUGCUAUUCACUGUAUUAAUUCAGCCAAUGUUGCUAAAUGUAAUAACUUUCCUUGGGCCCAACACAUCAGUCCCCAAGAAUGUGUGUGCUGUGAAUGGGAGAGUGUCUCAUCAUGUCCAUGUUGCUCUGGUGACUGCUGGGUGUAAUAAGAGAUUCAGCUUUCAGGAAAAAGAUGCAAGAGUAAAGGUCCAAAUCUCAGAGCUCUUUGUUGUUCCAACCUCACUGGAAACAUGUGUCUGUGCUUCCAGCUGAGACUGUUUAGAAGGCCACCCAGUUCAUUAGCUCUCUUCCAGAUUUAACCAGAGCAGUGGUUCCCAAACUUGUUCCGCCGCUUGUGCAGGGAAAACCCUGGCAGGUUGGGUCGGUUUGUUUACCUGCCGUGUCCGUAGGUUUGGCUGAUCGUGGCUCCCAGUGGCCGCGGUUCACUGUUCCAGGCCAAUGGGAGCUGCUGGAAGUGGCGUGGGCCAAGGGACGUACUGGCCGCCACUUCCAGCAGCUCCCAUUGGCCUAGAACAGUGAACCGCGGCCAGUGGGAGCCACGAUCGGCUGAACCUGUAGAUGUGGCAGGUAAAGAAACUGGCCCGGCCUGCCAGGGGCUUUCCCUGCACAAGCGGCAGAACAAGUUUAGGAACCACUGCCCCAGAGAAAGGACAGGGUUUCAAUCAAGAGACUGAUCCUAGACCAAAUCUCCUAGAAAUGGAAAGGAUCUAUAAGCCCAGUUCUUUCCCACUGCCCAGGAGCUAGUGCUGGAUUGUUGCCGGUCGUGCAUUCUCCACAUCUUUGUCUAAUCCAGUAUUGAAUGGCAGGAGCAAUGGCACUUCCACUACUUCCUCUGAGGAGACCACAGGUCUAGAUCUCAUUGUUGAUGGGUUUUGAGGCAGAAUGUCGGACGCUCUGUAUAAAAUUCUCUCUGUAUGUGUUUCACCUAGUGCUGUCCCAUCUCCUACUGCUUACUUCUGACUCUUUCUGCAUACGAUUCCUCUCCAGGAAUUCCCUGCUUAUUUCAGGAUUGUGUCUACUAUUGGUUUAUCUUAAUAAAGUCAGAUGUAAA
Dermochelys coriacea (leatherback sea turtle) is the source of this 2363-nucleotide messenger RNA. Its product is annotated as C-type lectin domain family 4 member E-like. The transcript has 7 exons. Gene Ontology annotation, molecular function: carbohydrate binding. The record is from RefSeq and is a predicted model, not a curated record. NCBI's taxonomy places the organism in Eukaryota, Metazoa, Chordata, Testudines, Dermochelyidae. Gene Ontology annotation, cellular component: external side of plasma membrane. The coding region runs from base 284 to 955 and encodes 223 amino acids. Gene Ontology annotation, biological process: antifungal innate immune response.